AUGGAAAAACAAACGUGCUCGACGUUGAUUACAAAACUUUGUCUGUACAAAGAUGAAUUUUGUCAAACAAAAGCAAAACAACAAAAAUAUUUAUCGUUCUGUUCAAUGGAUCAUCUAACUUGUCACUUACCAAAUCAUAGUUUGAAGAAAGCUUUUGUAAACGUUUCAAGGGAAUUCAUAUCAUCACUAUCCGAUAAAAUGAUUCCAGAAAUUCCAAUUCUCUUUUUCAAUUUAAAAGAUCAAAGGCCAGAGGUUGAAAUAGCUCGCCAUCACUCACAGAAACCGACAUAA
Messenger RNA from Clunio marinus, 291 nucleotides. The record is from the annotation of a GenBank genome assembly. Lineage: Eukaryota; Metazoa; Arthropoda; Insecta; Diptera; Chironomidae.